AUGUCAUCUAGAUCCACUCCGCUCAGCGAGGAGCAUGUCGCUUUCUCCAAGUUAGAGAAAGGCCCAAUUGGAGAAGAUCUCAUCACCGACACACAAUUGGGGGAAUCCCGCGAAAUCUUCCAGACACAAGUGGAUGGUGUAGAAUUCAGGACGGUCAGUUGGCAGCGUGCCACUGUGGUCUUUGUCAAGAUCGGCUUCGCAAUGAGUAUUCUCAGCAUUCCAGGAGCUCUGGCAACCCUUGGAGCCGUUGGGGGCUGCCUGGCGAUUGUUGGUUUCACUGCCCUGAAUACCUACACUGGUCUCAUCCUAGGUGAUUAUCGCAACAACCACACCCACUGCCACAUGUUAGGAGACAUGAUGGGCAAUAUCUGGGGAUGCGCUGGAAGCGAAAUAGUCGGUGUCAUGACCGUCGUCGGCCAGAUUCUCGUCACGGCUGGCGGAAUCGUUACGACAGGCACUGCGUUCAACGCGCUCACAGACCACAGUGCUUGCACAGCGGUCUUUGCGCUCGUAUCGGCAUUCCUGAUCACCAUGUGUUCAUCUAUCCGCACCUUCUCGAAACUAGGUUGGCUGACUUGGUUCGGGUUUGUAACCUUCACCAUUGCAAUUUUCGUCUUCACAGUUGCAGUCUCGCAGGUGGAUCGCCCUGCAGCUGCUCCCGAGGAUUUUGAGCUCGGCUUUGUCGCCGUUGCUUACCCGACUUUUAUUCUGGGCAUGGUUGCCUCGGUCAACAUCUUCAUCUUUUCAGCUGGCACUUCGAUGUUCCUGCCGGUCAUUUCUGAAAUGAAACGCCCGCAAGAUUACCGCAAGGCUUGUAUAUGGUCUGGCAUCGUCGUCGGUCUCAUGUAUCUUGUCUUUAGUCUUGUCAUCUACCGCUAUUGCGGAAUCUGGCUUUCGACCCCGGCUUUCGGCAGUGCCGGCACACUCAUCAAGAAAAUCUCGUACGGCAUCGCAAUGCCGGGAUUGCUUAUUGGUGUGGGCAUAUACCAGCACGUACCAGCGAAAUACCUCUUCGUGCGCUUCCUGAGGGACUCAAAGCACCUGCAGAAGAACAGUUUCACCCACUGGGGUACCUGGCUGGGUAUCAACUUCGCCUUGGGCAGCGCAGCAUACAUCGUAGCCGAAGCAGUACCGAUUCUGAACUAUCUGCUCGCUCUGGCAGGUGCAGUCGUCUACGUUAACUUCAGUUUCGUGUUCCCGGCGUUCCUUUGGAUGGACGAUCACAAAGGCUACAGAUCUGGCACCCUUGUACAGCAGGUAAAGUUCUGGUUGCAUGUGGCGAUCGCAUUACUCGGCGUUUUCAUGAUGAUUGGUGGAACAUAUGCUGUCGUGGUUGCGAUUAGAGAGGCAUUUGCGACCAGACAAAUUUCGCAGGUCUUUGACUGCAAAGACAACUCGGGUUACGUCCGAUGA
Bipolaris zeicola 26-R-13 is the source of this 1413-nucleotide messenger RNA. RefSeq lists its product as uncharacterized. Gene Ontology annotation, biological process: amino acid transmembrane transport. Gene Ontology annotation, molecular function: amino acid transmembrane transporter activity. Gene Ontology annotation, cellular component: vacuolar membrane. Bases 1 to 1413 code for a protein of 470 amino acids. The transcript is spliced from 4 exons. NCBI's taxonomy places the organism in Eukaryota, Fungi, Ascomycota, Dothideomycetes, Pleosporales, Pleosporaceae. The record is from RefSeq and is a predicted model, not a curated record.